UCCGCGGACUUUUAACGUCACUCACGGUUGCGCGACAGGCUCCACGCUCCAUGUGCCGCCCGUCCCCCUGCCCCGCGCACAUUAAUAUUCCUGUAAGCCUCAGUCAUGAAUAACAAUUAACGCUACACCGUAUACCGGGGGUAGAGGCGGGCUCACACUCAGAGCGGAGGCAGCUCGGGGCGCAAGAGGGUUCAUCAUGGAGCUGUAGUUCAGGCCGUGCCUGCAGAUACCAACGCGCCGCUUUUACCUGGAACGAGUUUGGCUAUAUCAUCACGGGCCAACACUAUCUUCUGUGCCGUUGACACCAACAGAGGGUUUGCAAAUGUUAGUUCACUCCUACUCCACUGCGGACCGGCACGACGGCGUCUCGAGCCACAGCUCGCGCCUGUCCCAGCUGGGCUCGGUAUCGCAUCCGGGACCCUACUCCAGCGCGCCGCCGCUGUCUCACGCACCAUCCUCGGACUUCCAGCCUCCGUACUUUCCGCCUCCGUACCAGCCGCUCGCUCACUACCAGAGCCAGGACCCGUACUCCCACGUCAGCGAUCCGUAUUCCCUGAACUCCCUGCACCAGAGCCAGCAGAGCGCAUGGGGGGCGCGGCAGCGGCAGGACGCCGCCGGAGAGCGGAUGGACAGCUCGGCUCUGCUGGCGCAACCGCGGGCCUCUCUGCCGCAGCUGUCCGGGUUGGACCCGCGGCGGGACUACGGCGUGCGGCGGCCGGACGUGCUGCUGCACUCCGCUCACCCGGGACUGGAUAUGAGCGAUGGACUGCUGCAGGGGCUGCAUGGCAUGGAGGAUAUUCAGACCAUUGACGACACCAACGGAACGAACAUCCUGGAUCAAUCAGUUAUUAAGAAAGUUCCCAUGCCACACAAGAACAUGGGCUCCCUGAUGCUCGGCAAGGACGGGCUGAUCGGGGGCAUCACCGUGAACAUCAACGAGGUGUUCUGUUCGGUACCGGGCCGCCUGUCGUUGCUCAGCUCCACCUCCAAGUACAAAGUGACCGUAGGGGAGGUGCAGAGGAGGCUGUCCCCGCCCGAGUGCCUCAACGCCUCCUUGUUGGGGGGCGUGUUAAGAAGAGCAAAGUCCAAAAACGGUGGGAAAUGUCUGAGAGAAAAGCUGGAGAAGAUCGGACUCAAUUUACCGGCAGGAAGACGCAAAGCUGCUAAUGUCACAUUACUAACAUCUCUUGUCGAAGGCGAAGCGGUCCACCUGGCCCGGGACUUCGGGUACAUCUGCGAGACGGAGUUUCCCACCAAAGCCGUGAGCGAGUAUCUCAACCGACAGCACGCGGACCCCAACGAGCUGCACACGCGGAAAAACAUGCUGCUGGCGACAAAACAGCUGUGUAAGGAGUUCACAGACCUGCUGGCCCAGGAUAGGACUCCCCUGGGCAACUCCAGGCCCAGCCCCAUCCUGGAGCCGGGCAUCCAGAGCUGCCUCUCCCACUUCUCCUUCAUCACGCACGGCUUCGGCUCGCCCGCCAUCUGCGCCGCGCUGACCACCCUCCAGAACUACCUCAACGAGGCUCUCAAAGGACUCGACAAGAUGUUUCUCAGCAACCCUCCCAACAACCGGCACGGGGACGGUGGUGGCGGCAAGGCCGACAAAGACGAGAAGCAGCGGAAAUGAAGCUGGGGAGGCGACGACCGAGGGAGCCGAACGGACGGAGGCGUCAACACCGUUACUUCUAGCUUUACACCACUGCCACUGACCUGCCACACACUGGGCCGAGGUGGAGGAGGAGGGCUCGGUGGAGAGGAGAAAAAGGCGGAGGAAGACACCUGAGGGCCAGUGUCAGAGAGCACAGAGGGAUGUUUCAUCUGUGUUACGUUCUUUUCAUUCCCCUGAGGACAUGAUGGUUACUGUGUUACAUCCAUUUCGCUCCCCCUGCCUGCAUCCUGUGAGACUGAGAUGCUGUGAGCAGCCAACAAACAACAUUGUGGGUGUGUGCGUGAGUGAGUGUGUGCCCGAGUGUGUGUGUGUGUGCGUGUGUGUGUUUGUCCUCACGCAGAAAAAAAACAUUGUGGGUAUGAAGAUUGGCUCAUUUUAUCUGUGAAACAGGUUCGUCUGGUGACUUAACGAGGAGGGAGGGUGUUAAUUUAUGUGUGUAAAUAUUUAUUUAUAUUAAUUUAAAUGGAUGGUUGUGUAAAUAGGUGCACCAGCUAUUUUGGAGUAGGCCUAUUUAUCUGUAAUUUGACCUUUUUGUGUGCAGGCGGGAGUGCAGGACUUAUCCAGUGUUUUUUUCUGUUGUUUAUAGAGCUGUUGUCAUGGUGCUGAUGAUGGGUAGACAUGCUUCUAAUUGUCCAGUGAUUUCAUUUCUAUCACAUUGAUAAUAAACCAUGCGUUUUAUUAUGUGA
Gasterosteus aculeatus aculeatus (three-spined stickleback) is the source of this 2358-nucleotide messenger RNA. It is a transcript of the gene tfap2b, whose product is annotated as transcription factor AP-2 beta. Gene Ontology annotation, molecular function: DNA-binding transcription factor activity, RNA polymerase II-specific; RNA polymerase II transcription regulatory region sequence-specific DNA binding. The record is from RefSeq and is a predicted model, not a curated record. Gene Ontology annotation, biological process: regulation of transcription by RNA polymerase II; anatomical structure development; regulation of cell population proliferation. NCBI's taxonomy places the organism in Eukaryota, Metazoa, Chordata, Actinopteri, Perciformes, Gasterosteidae. Gene Ontology annotation, cellular component: nucleus.